CCCGAAAUCGGCAACAUGCUUCCAAAUGGAGCACCCAUAAUCAUCACACACCCUGUUUCUGGAUUUGAAGAAGACGAAGCUAAAGCGCGACCAAUUAAGGUGGUGCGCUAUCAGAUGACAUCGAACCAUCCGCCAUCAGUUUUUUACUGGAUAAUGAUCGUGUUUGGAAUCGGAGCACUGAUGCUGACGCUAUACGCAUCUGUCAUCUUUUUCCGCGUAAUGCGGUCUGCAGCAUAUAGACGAAUCUCGACCUUUACGGACAAUGAAGUUGCUGAUGCCCCUGGAAGACGUCCAGCAGCAGCGGGGGCAGCAGGCCCCAUCCCUGUUAAGAAAGUACCCAUAGAUGGAUGGGUUGAACAUAGUGAACCAGCUGGCGUGCCACCUCCGGCCUAUGAUCAGGCUGAUGCUCCUGGAAGACGUCCAGCAGCAGCGGGGGCAGCAGGCCCCAUCCCUGUUAAGAAAGCUGAUGCUCCUGGAAGACGUCCAGCAGCAGCGGGGGCAGCAGGCCCCAUCCCUGUUAAGAAGGUACCCAUAGAUGGAUGGGUUGAACAUAGUGAACCAGCUGGCGUGCCACCUCCGGCCUAUGAUCAGGUUUCGAUUCAUUCUAUCCACAAGGAGAAGGUGUCCGAUUCAGCUCAGCAGCCUCUCAGCGAAGCGGAAACAAGUUCUCCAAGUCCGGCCAAUGAGCAGAAGUAA
Strongylus vulgaris is the source of this 696-nucleotide messenger RNA. The record is from the annotation of a GenBank genome assembly. Lineage: Eukaryota; Metazoa; Nematoda; Chromadorea; Rhabditida; Strongylidae.